This is a messenger RNA of Oreochromis aureus, 1686 nucleotides long. Its product is annotated as zona pellucida sperm-binding protein 3-like. The record is from RefSeq and is a predicted model, not a curated record. Gene Ontology annotation, cellular component: extracellular matrix. Gene Ontology annotation, molecular function: acrosin binding. Lineage: Eukaryota; Metazoa; Chordata; Actinopteri; Cichliformes; Cichlidae. Bases 127 to 1668 code for a protein of 513 amino acids. The transcript has 10 exons. Gene Ontology annotation, biological process: egg coat formation; binding of sperm to zona pellucida; positive regulation of acrosome reaction.
CUACUCGAGGCUGAUUGGCUGAAGCUUAAAACGCUCCUCGCGUCAGCCUGUAGCGCUGUCUCGUGGGUCAGACAGGAGCGCUCGCGGUCCGAAGCUGGUUGCCUCGUUUUGUUUUAUGGUUUCUUUAUGGAGCCUUUAAAUUUUUGGGUUGACCUCCUCGUUGGGCUUUUCGUGUCGGAACUCUGCGUUCAGUCAUCUUUAGUUUUCCCGCCGCCACCGCCUCAUGCUUUCUUCCAGAGAGCUCCGCGUCCGUGGAGCCACGGCCUCACGCACAGCGCGCACCAGCAGCAAAAAGAGCGGGAGCACGUGAACACCGUUGGUGUGAUCUGUCACCCGGACUCUCUGGAGGUCGUGAUCAAGGCAGACAUGUUUGCUAUUGGAGCUCCUGUUAACAGCGGCGACCUCCGCCUUGGAGUGGAGGACAGCGUUGACUGCAGGGCCGCAGCGGCCUCGGAGGAUGAGUACAGGAUCCACGCUGGCCUCUCAGACUGCGGCACCAAACACUGGAUGACUGAAGACUCUCUGGUCUACACAAACCUCCUCAUUUACGCUCCCGUGGCCUCUCCUCAUGGCGUAAUCCGAAUGGAGGAGGCUGUGGUUCCAAUUGAGUGCCAUUAUGAAAGGAAGUACAGUUUGUCCAGCUCUCCACUCCAGCCAGCCUGGAUCCCCUUUACAUCUAGGCAGACCGCAGAGGAAAGCUUGAAGUUUGACCUGAAGCUGAUGACAGACGACUGGCAGCACGAGCGCGGGGUUAACGUGUUUUACCUCGGCGAGCCCAUCAGCAUCGAGGCCUCAGUCAGAGUUGGACAUCACGCGGGACUCCGGGUGUUCAUGAGCAGCUGUGUGGCCACUCUUCACCCAGACGUGAACACUCAACCCAGAUACAGCUUUAUUGAAAAUGGGUGCUUGGUUGACUCAUGGCUUCCAGGGUCGAGGGCCUUCUUCCUACCCAGGGCACAAGAUGAAAAGCUCCACUUGGUGAUCGAUGCCUUUAGGUUCCACAAUGCCGACAAAGGGGAGGUCUACAUCACAUGCUAUCUGACUGCUGUCCCAGUGAAUGAUGCAGAAUCCCCAAAUAAGGCAUGCACCUUCAUAAAUGAAAGAUGGCGGUCAGCUGAUGGGAACGACUACCUCUGUGGGCAGUGUCAAAGCCAGAAUGAAGUCGUCCAGCCCCGCAGUAAGCCCAUGAGCCAAGGCAGAUUUGGUCCCCGUGGGUUUGGGAAACCGGUGGAACUUGAACCGCUGAGGAAAAGUGAACUGAGGACUAAUCAGGUGUGGGAACAUGAAGCUAAACUGGGACCAGUGAAGGUCUUGCACUCACAGAAGAGCAGGCCUCUACCUGUGGAGAAACUGCCUGUGGGUCUCAAAAAAAUUGGCAGCCCUGCUAUGUAUGGCAGCCAGUGGAGAAGUGGAACACACAAACUUGAUCUGGAGAAAGGACUGCUUCCUGACUUGUCUACACCAGACCUGGAUGAGACUGAUGGCAAAAGUGAAACAGCUGGAAAAGGUGGGGAAGAAGAUGCUCCAGAGUUUAAAGUGAGCCUUGAAGAAUCCUCUCUGGACAACAGCACCACAGCAGCUCCCCAUGUCAACACCACCUCAGAGUUUGAAGUGGAGGAGACCAUGUUGUCUAAUGCAACUGCUACGGAGUCUGACCCUAAGAAAUAAACUUAACUAUACUUUGUA